This is a messenger RNA of Babjeviella inositovora NRRL Y-12698, 762 nucleotides long. Its product is annotated as RTA1 domain-containing protein. NCBI's taxonomy places the organism in Eukaryota, Fungi, Ascomycota, Pichiomycetes, Serinales. The transcript has 3 exons. Gene Ontology annotation, cellular component: fungal-type vacuole; plasma membrane. The annotation marks the transcript as partial. The record is from RefSeq and is a predicted model, not a curated record.
UACUACCAUUACAUUCCCAGCCUUCCUGGUAACUUGGUUAUGCUUAUCGUUAUGGGGUUGGUGCUCGGCAUUCAAACUUUUUAUGCCGUGAAAUACCUCCAGUACUGGUACGGGUCCUGUUUCUGUAUCGGUAUUGGAUUGGAAUUCGCUGGCUUCAUUUCUAGAGUCAUCUCACACUUCCAGCCCGUCACGAAUCGAAACGCUUACUUCUGCCAGAUUAUUUGCUUGACUAUUGCUCCGUGCUUUAUCAUGGCGGCGCUAUACUGUAUUUUGGCUAAACUUGUUAUUGUCUACGGUGAACGAUUCUCCGUCUUGGAACACGUGCGCUACACCCAAAUAUUCAUCACCAGUGAUUUAUUGACCGUAAUUCUCCUGACAGCGGGUGUUGGGAUCACUUAUUCUGCCAUCUCCGGGGGUCAUUCCACUCAUACUGGUACGAGCCUCAUGGUUGCGGGUCUUGUUAUCCAGAUGUUGUCGUUAUCCAUUUUUAUUACCUUCUGGCUGAUCUUCUUCUGGCGCGUCCAUAAGGCCUCUAAGCUAGCAGAACCCGGCUAUGAACCGACAUACGAACACUUGAGUAGAACCUCCGCCAUGAAGAUGUUCCCGCGUUAUGCCUCGGUAGGGAUUAUCUGCAUGUAUGUGCGUGCUAUUUUCAAAGUUGCAGAGUACGCACAAGGGUGGACCGGAUACUUGAAGGUUCAUGAACCAUAUUUCCUUAUUUUGGACGGGGCUAUGGUGGUUAUCUGUGGGAUUAUGAUGUCG